GCAGCGGCAGAGCGGGAGCCGCCGCGCCACGCACAGCCGCUGCAGCCGGAGCCGCCGCGCCGAGACUCGCCGCCGCCGCCAAGUUAUAUGAAAAAUCUGGCGUCACCAUGAGCGGAGUAUUGAAAAGGAAGUACGAAGAGUUGGGGGAUGACAAUACCUACUGCUCCUCCUCCUCCAGCUCCCCACUCUCCUCCUCAGCAUCAUCAGGCUGGGAGUCAGAUGAGGAGAGCUCCCAUGGAGAGCCUAAGCCUACCUCUGCCUUAACACCCAGCUUCACCCCCACUUCUAUCCUGAAGAAAUCCAAACGGCUAAAGAAGAACAAUGUGGAGUUUGACCGGGUCACUGUGUUUUACUUCCCACGCUGCCAGGGCUUCACGAGCGUGCCUAGUCGUGGGGGCUGUACCCUGGGGAUGGUGAGCAAACACAGCUCCUCUCGGCAAUUCACACUGGCUGAGUUUUCAAAGGAGCAGGAAAACAUUCGUCGGGAGAAACUGGAAGAGAAAUUAAAAGAGGAGAAGUUGGAAGCGUUGAAAUGGAAACUAACGAUGAAUGGCACAAAGGAGUCAGAGGAGGCCAACCAGCUCACCAUCGAAGACAUCUCUGAUGAUGACAUUGACGUCAGCAACAUGGACCUGGAGGAUGGCUUCUUCCUCCAGCCCUACCCUGCCAAGAAGAGACGCGCACUGCUCAAGGCCGUGGGGGUGAAGAAGAUCGACAAGGAGGAGAAGAGGGAGCUGCAUAGCAUCCGCCUGUCCCGGGAGGACUGCGGCUGCGACUGCCGCGAGGUCUGCGACCCAGAGACCUGCAGCUGCAGCUUGGCAGGCAUUAAAUGUCAGAUGGAUCACACCUCCUUCCCCUGCGGCUGCACCAAGGAUGGCUGUGGCAACACAGAAGGCAGGAUCGAGUUCAACCAGGCCCGCGUGCAGACCCACUUCAUCCACACCAUCAUGAAGCUGGAGCUGGAGAAGCAGCAGCAGAGCAGCGAGAAGGUGGCGGAGGCCGAGCCCCCUUUCCGGGAGCGGCUCCAGCCAUUGAAAGGCUCCUUGGAGGAGCGUGCACUGCCACUGGCCCCUGCCUUCCAGUUCAGCCCUGACCUGGAGGCCCUGGGGGAGAACAGCUGCAGCAGCGACAUGACAGACUCCUCCAUCUCCUCCCACCCCAGCGAGGACCUGGAGGAACCCUACGAGAGCCUGCCCUCUGACAAAUCCCAGUCGGACGUUGAUGAUGACGGCCUGGCACGUAUCCUCCACUUCAACGACUCAGAUGCUGAGGAAGAGUGUGGCCGUGGCCAGGAUGACCUCAGCUGCUUCCACCCCACCGACUUCUUCAUUGAGGACCACAGCAGCGAGGCCAAGCCUGUCCCCAGCCACUUGUCCCACCUCUCUGAGUGCCUGGACGAGAAUGCCAACCAGGAGAGUGGUGGCUUGCCGGAGGACACUGCCCAUGCACGCUGUGACGGACUGUCCUGCUGCGCCUUGUCCCCUGCUGAGCCCUGCUCCAAGAGCUAUGCCGACCUCAGCCUUUCCUCUGACUCCGUGGAUUUCUUCCAGUCCUUUUCAGACUAUAACUUGGGACCCCUUUACAACUCCUUGAAGGAGUACGAGAACCUAGAUAACUUCUCAGCGUUACAAUUUCAGUUGCCUAAUUUCCCUGGCUUCCCGCAAGCUGGAGAUCAGGGCUCUUGUUUCUUGGAGUCCCUCAUCGGUUUGUCUGAAUCCGUCCCUGAAACCCCAGCCCCCUUCACAGACAAUCAACUUUUGGAGGAUGCCAUCAAGUCAUCACUGAUGGAGACGGUGAAAGUGUGAAAUGCCUGUAUGGCUCCUGUAAAUGAGGAUUGGCGCUGGAAGGAGAACUGAAGAACAGUUGGACAGUCAAACUCUCACUGAGGAUGAUGCGCUAAUCAAAAAAUAAGGA
Molecule: messenger RNA, 1914 nt
Organism: Colius striatus (speckled mousebird)
Lineage: Eukaryota; Metazoa; Chordata; Aves; Coliiformes; Coliidae
Gene: CSRNP1
Product: cysteine and serine rich nuclear protein 1
Exons: 5
Coding region: 108-1805 (565 amino acids)
Biological process (GO): regulation of transcription by RNA polymerase II
Cellular component (GO): nucleus
Molecular function (GO): sequence-specific DNA binding; DNA-binding transcription factor activity, RNA polymerase II-specific
Source: RefSeq, a predicted model, not a curated record